AAGCGGCUCAGGCGGCGCUGGAGCCAUGCGGACCCGGCGCGGGACCGUCCUGMGGCCGCGGGCCGAGCCCGCCGAGCCCGAGGAUGGCCCGGACCAGGUGCCCGGAGGCCGCGCCGGCCCCGAGGAGCUGGCGGACGAUGUGGAGCGCUUCCACGAGGAGCAGUUCCGCUCCGUGAUGGCAGCCCUGGACAGCGGCGAGGAGGCCGGGGACAGCGGAGAGGAGGAGGAGGAGGAGGAGGUGCUGGGGCUGCAGCUGCCCGAGGACAGCGAGGAGGACGAGGAGGAGGAKGAKGAGGAAGAGUUGCAGAACCGGAAUCCUUUCGUGGAGUACAGCGCAGAGGAGGAUGAUGGAGAAGAUGAAGAAGGUGAGGAAGAUGAAGAUGAAAAUGAGAUUGAGGAUGAAGAGGGGGACCUGUCCAUGGAAAGCGAUUUGGAGGAGCGCCAUCCGGAAGCCAAGCUCCCCCAUGAGCUCUCCUGGGGCCAGCGCAAGCAGCUCUACUAUGACACGGACUAUGGGACUGAUGCCCAGGCCAAGGGCAAGCGGAGCCAGCAAGAAAUCGAUGCUGAGGAGGAGGAAGAGGAGCAGGAGGCUCAAGUGAUCCAGAGACGGUUGGUGCAGGAUUUGGGGGAGGAUGAUUGUGGGCUGGAUAUGAUCCAGGGUUACCUGGCUGAGCAGCGGAAAGCCCACAGUAGCAAGGGGCAGAAGAUUGAUAAGGAUCUGCAGGCCCUUUCCAAGAAGGAGCAGCUGAAGCUGCUGAAGCAGGAGUCCCCGGAGCUCCUGCAGCUGAUGGAGGACUUUGAGGUGAAGCUCAUGGAGAUCAAGGAUGAGCUGCACCCGCUGCUGCAAAUGGUCAGAGAUGGCACUAUCCCYCAGGGGAAGGGCAGUCGCUAUUUGCAGACCAAGUAUCAUCUCUACCUCAACUACUGUGCCAAUAUCAGUUUCUAUCUGGUUUUGAAGGCCAAGAGGGUGCCAGURCAUAGUCACCCGGUCAUUGAACGGCUGGUGACGUACAGAAACAUCAUCAAUGACCUCGCUCUUAUAGACCAAAAGCUUUCCCCACAGGUCCGGAUGCUUCUGAGGCACUACUAUGACAAGAAGGAAGAGAAGCUACGGAAGGAAAACAAGUUUUCAGUGUUUCUCACCAUGGAUGGCAAGAAAAACAAACCAGAGCGUGCCUCUGCACCUGUUAAUGGCCAUGCUGCUGCUGCUGCUGCUGCUGAAUCGUCAGAGGAGUCGGAGCUGGAUGAGGAGGCUGCACUCAAAUACUACAAGAUGAUGGAGGAGAAGCUGGCCCUCAAGAGGAAGAGAGCUGGAGACAAAGAUGUGCUUGAAGAAGCGGCGUCAGAAGAAGAGGAUCCCAGUAAAAAGAGAGGAGUGACCUAUCAGAUGAUCAAGAACAAAGGCCUCACGCCCAAAAGGAGGAAGAUCGAUCGCAACCCCCGGGUGAAGCAUCGGGAGAAAUUCCGGCGAGCCAAAAUCCGCCGCAAGGGCCAGGUGCGCGAGGUGCGCAGGGAGCUGCACAGAUACGCCGGGGAACUGUCCGGCAUUCGGGCCGGGCUUAAGAAAAGCAGGAAGCUUAAGUGAGAAUUAUCUUCCUGUAAGAGCUGCAAGUAGCAGUACUGAUCCAAUAAAAACUUUAUACACAAUAUUGUGGGGUUUAUUCUUAAGGAGUCUGSGGGUGGGCUGAUGUUUGUGUUUUUUUCAGAGGAUGCUUUCUAGAAGGUGCCAUCUCCAAGUGGCACAGGGCUCUUUGCACACCUGACUCAUGUCUUAAGGUUUUUUGGUUUUUAUCCUUUGUUUUGGUGCUGUCAUGUUCCCAUAAAAAGAAAAUCUUGAGAAAUUACAAGGGAUGUUUCAGGCAAAGGGAAUUCAAUGGGCCAUGUGGG
Molecule: messenger RNA, 1887 nt
Organism: Malurus melanocephalus (red-backed fairy wren)
Lineage: Eukaryota; Metazoa; Chordata; Aves; Passeriformes; Maluridae
Gene: UTP3
Product: UTP3 small subunit processome component
Exons: 1
Coding region: 26-1585 (519 amino acids)
Biological process (GO): maturation of SSU-rRNA from tricistronic rRNA transcript (SSU-rRNA, 5.8S rRNA, LSU-rRNA)
Cellular component (GO): small-subunit processome; nucleolus
Source: RefSeq, a predicted model, not a curated record